AUGGCUGAUGCGAAUGGUAACGGGACUGGUGUGGGGCACGAGUCCAUCAACACCGAUAUUGUCACUCUCACCAGGUUCCUAACGGAGGAGCAAACAAAGCACCCAGAGGCCACUGGAGACUUUACUCUGCUGUGCCAUGCCCUUCAAUUCUCCUUCAAAUCAAUUGCCUACUAUAUUCGACGUGCUAGUUUAAUCAACCUAACCGGCCUUGCCGGCUCCUCAAAUACUACCGGUGAUGACCAGAAGAAGCUCGACGUUAUUGGAAAUGACAUCUUCGUUGCUGCCAUGCGGGGUUCAGGCAAAUGCCGUAUUCUAGUCUCAGAAGAGGAAGACGAGGCUAUCCUAUUCAACGACUCUAAAGAUGCCCGAUAUGCCGUUGUUUGCGACCCCAUCGAUGGCUCCUCCAACCUCGAUGCCGGUGUCUCUGUUGGCACCAUCUUCGGUAUUUUCAAGCUUCCCGAGUCCACCCUCGCAGCAGACUACACCGUUUCUGCCAAGGAUGUCUUGAUGCCCGGAAGCGAGCUUGUUGCCUCUGGUUUCACCAUGUACGGCGCCUCAGCGCAGCUUGUUAUCACCAUGAAGGGCGGCACCGUCAACGGCUUCACAUUGGAGAACUCUCUCGGAGAAUUCAUCCUUACUCACCCCAACAUGCGCCUCCCUCCCAAGCGUGCCAUUUAUAGUGUUAACGAGGGUAACUCUAUGUACUGGGAGGAGUGGGUCAAGACAUACUUCCAUGAGCUUAAGUUCCCUCCAAACAACGGCAAGCCUCACAGCUCCCGCUACAUUGGCAGCAUGGUUGCAGAUGCCUACAGAACGCUUCUCUACGGGGGUAUUUUUGCCUAUCCUGCCGAUUCUAAGAGCCCCAAGGGCAAAUUGCGAAUUUUGUACGAAUGUGCUCCCAUGGCUAUGGUUUUCGAGAACGCUGGAGGCCAAGCAGUCGACUCGAAGAUGCAGCGACUUCUUGACGUCAUUCCUGAAUCUAUCCAUGACCGAAGCGGUAUUUUCUUGGGCAGCUAUGAUGAGGUUCAGAGAGUUAUCGACACUCACAAGAAAUUUGUCAAUUAA
Ophidiomyces ophidiicola is the source of this 1065-nucleotide messenger RNA. It is a transcript of the gene FBP1, whose product is annotated as Fructose-1,6-bisphosphatase. The coding region runs from base 1 to 1065 and encodes 354 amino acids. NCBI's taxonomy places the organism in Eukaryota, Fungi, Ascomycota, Eurotiomycetes, Onygenales, Onygenaceae. The transcript has 2 exons. Gene Ontology annotation, biological process: gluconeogenesis; sucrose biosynthetic process; fructose 1,6-bisphosphate metabolic process. Gene Ontology annotation, molecular function: fructose 1,6-bisphosphate 1-phosphatase activity. Gene Ontology annotation, cellular component: cytoplasm; cytosol. The record is from RefSeq and is a predicted model, not a curated record.